Molecule: messenger RNA, 1959 nt
Organism: Rubroshorea leprosula
Lineage: Eukaryota; Viridiplantae; Streptophyta; Magnoliopsida; Malvales; Dipterocarpaceae
Source: the annotation of a GenBank genome assembly
AUAUUCUUAAGCAAGCCGAACUCGAGCUUCUUUCGUAGUGGACUUGGCUCCUCUUGUGUAAGGAAACUCUAAACCAGAUCUAGCUCCCAACCUAUCCGUUUUCCAUCAGUUUCCCCUCUGUUCUUUCAAAGUCCAAAUCCUUCAAAGCCUCCAUUUUCACUUCUGUAGUGUAAGCCCUUCUCUCUCUGCAUAAUUACACUAGAUCUCUUCCAUUUCCUCAAACCCCAGCUCCGCAUUCACCUGGAUCUCUCUUCCGGAAAUAAACAUUCAGUGGUAUGAGCUGCUGGGUAUAGUUCAGAGAUGGGUAAAGUUUCGGUGAUUAUAUACAUUACUGUAGCCCUUCUGGUCCUCUUCCUCAUCUCUCACUCUCCCAAUAAAGACCCCGACCACCGCAACAACCACCGCCGCCUCAAGCUGCGUUCUAACUUCAAAUUUGGCAGAGACAACCAACAUGAGCCUGUUGCCUUUGAUCCACUUGUGGCUGACAUGGAGCGGAUCCGGGAGGACCGCCAGUGGGAGAAAGAAUACAUCCAGCAUGAACACCCCGAGUUGAUAUCCACCCAUCAAGACGCUCCCGGCCAUGAGUCCCAGCCCGAGUGGGAGGAUUUCAUGGAUGCUGAAGAUUACUUGAAUGAUGAGCAGAGGUUCAAUGUCACCAAUAGGUUGAUUUUGCUAUUCCCAAAGAUUGAUGUGGACCCAGCUGAUGGAUUACUUACUGAGAGUGAGUUGACUAAGUGGAACUUGAAGCAGGCUGAGAAGGAAGUCUUUCACCGGACGCAGAGGGAGAUGGAGAUUCAUGAUAAAAAUCACGAUGGCUUUGUUUCAUUUGCAGAGUACGAGCCCCCUAGUUGGGUUCAGAAUUUGGAUAACAAUUCUCUUGGCUAUAACAUGGGUUGGUGGAAAGAGGAGCAUUUCAAUGCAUCAGAUGCCGAUGGGGAUGGUUUGUUGAAUUUAAAUGAGUUCAAUGACUUUUUGCACCCUGCUGACUCCAAAAACCCAAUGCUACUUCAGUGGUUAUGCAGGGAGGAAGUAAGAGAAAGGGAUACAAACAAAGAUGGGAAAAUUGAUUUCAAAGAAUUUUUCCAUGGGCUAUUUGAUUUAGUAAGAAACUAUGGUGAAGAAAAUCAUAAUGCUUCCCAAUCAUCUGAUGACUUGAUGGAAAUUCCAGCUAAACAGUUGUUUUCUGAGCUUGAUAAAGAUGGUGACAAACACUUGUCAGAUGUAGAACUACUGCCCAUAAUUGGAAAACUUCAUCCCUCAGAGCAUUAUUACGCAAAGCAACAAGCUGACUACACCAUAUCACAGGCAGAUACAGAUAAAGACGGUCACCUGACAUUGGUUGAGAUGAUUGAGAACCCAUACGUAUUUUAUAGUUCUAUUUUCAGUGAUGAUGAUGAAGAUGAUUAUGAAUACCAUGAUGAGUUCCGUUAAUCUCAUCUCUCAUGCUACGUAAGAUGCAUUCUGCAAACUUUUGAGGCCUCUUGUUGUCUGCCACUGAAUAAUGGAUUUCAUUUUACCAUAAUUUGCAGGACAACUAGAGCAGUGGAAUUCAAUUUCUUUUUCAGCAAGAAUUUUAAGUUUCCUAGAAUUAGUAAUUAUAAAAAAAUUCAUUAAAAUCUUCACCAAGGUUAUGUUGUCAAACAUUUAUAUAUUCAUGGUGAGUCCUUUUUCUGCUGGGGAAUUCUUUUGUUUCUUCAAUCACCUGCUUCAGAUUUUAUGGUCCUUUAUUGCAGAUUAUGGACCUCAGCCUAUACCGGAGAUCUUCUUUCUAGAUGGUAGUUGGGGAAUUUCAUCUUUCUGACAUAAUUUUUGAAUGGUUGGUGUUUCAUAUUUAAUGGUGUCUUAAGAUUCCUAUACUCUUCCGGGCUAGUUGAUAUAUAUACUUGUAUCAUAUGUUACAUUAACCAUAACUUAUUGGGCAUUAUGUUUUAGCAGUUUGAAUGAAUAAGCAUUUUCUUU